Macrosiphum euphorbiae (potato aphid) is the source of this 1035-nucleotide messenger RNA. Lineage: Eukaryota; Metazoa; Arthropoda; Insecta; Hemiptera; Aphididae. The record is from the annotation of a GenBank genome assembly.
AUGUUUUUGGAUAACAAAAAUAUAAUAUUGCUGUCAACCGGAUCUUUUAACCCACCUACAAAUAUGCAUUUGCGAAUGUUUGAAAUCGCCCGAGAUCACUUAAAUCGUUUGGGCCUUACAAUUUGUGGGGGUUUGAUAUCACCUACCCAUGAUUCGUAUAAAAAGAAAGAUCUAGCACCGUCAUUACAUAGGUGUGCAAUGAUCGAGCAAGCUCUAGUUGCAUUACCUUGGGUGAAGAUGUCUGAUUGGGAAGUAAAACAAAAUGGUUGGACAAGAACGAGACAAGUACUACAAUAUCAUCAGAAUCAUCUCAAUAUGAUAAUAACUUCUAGACUAAAUGGUGCAAUAAAAGUUGAUACUUCAUUAUUCCCAGUCCAAUUUAUUGAAAAUCUCAAUGCCAACGAUUCAAACCAAAACAGAGCAGUGAAUGUAAGACUUUUGUGUGGUGCUGAUUUAUUGGAAUCUUUUGCUGUCCCAGGGUUAUGGAAUGAUGAAGACAUAGAAGCUAUUGUCCGAGAUUAUGGUUUGGUUGUUGUUAGUCGUUCGGGAUCCAAUCCUCAUAAAUUUAUUUAUGAAUCCAAUGUUCUAACUAAAUACAUGGCAAACAUAAUUGUUGUAACUGAAUGGAUAACGAAUGAAAUUAGUUCGACAAAAGUACGUAGAGCAUUGUCUCGUAAUGAAAGUGUAAAAUUUCUUAUUAGCGAGUUGGUUGAAUCGUAUAUCAAAGAACACGGUCUUUAUGAAACUCUGAAUAAUAAGUACUCAAAUAAUGAUAUACUGGAUGUAAACUUGAAAACUAUUUUCUUGUCACCCUCUCCUAGCAAUAAAACUUUUAAAACAGAUCAAAUGGAUGACAAAAAACUUAAUAUUGAUGAACCUGAUAAUCUACCUUGUACUGAAAAAAGAGUUAUUAACUGUGAAAAAACAAAGGUAAGAAAUGUAGCUGAAGGUAAAGAAAACUUCACUAGGGUUGCCAUCCAAGUAUCUGAAAGUGGUAUUAUUGAAGUUAUAAGUGACAUGGAAACUAUGGUUUGA